This is a messenger RNA of Ipomoea nil (Japanese morning glory), 3298 nucleotides long. Its product is annotated as kinesin-like protein NACK1. Lineage: Eukaryota; Viridiplantae; Streptophyta; Magnoliopsida; Solanales; Convolvulaceae. Gene Ontology annotation, biological process: microtubule-based movement. Gene Ontology annotation, molecular function: ATP binding; microtubule motor activity; microtubule binding. The coding region runs from base 239 to 3082 and encodes 947 amino acids. The record is from RefSeq and is a predicted model, not a curated record. The transcript has 15 exons.
CAUAUUUCGAUCCCUUCUCUCUCACCAUUCUCAUCUCUAAGUUGGAGCCGAUACUCUUUCGCUUCUCAAUUUCAGGUGCAUUUUCGAUUAUCCGAAUAUAUUUUUGAUUUCACACAAAAUAUUGUAGAAAAGACAGCUAAAAGCGUUAUUUUCAGCCUCUCUUGGAGAGGUCUCAGCCCCCCUAUCUGUGAAAUCAACUCAAAGUUGCAGUUGAUAGUGAAGUGCUGGUUUAGUCAAGAUGACGAUUAAAGUUCCAGGGACGCCGGCCUCUAGGAUAGAAAGGACACCGGCAAACACCCCGGCCUCAAAAAUAGAAAGGACACCGGCAAGCACUCCGGGUGGGCAGAGAUCUAAAGAAGACAAAAUCAUGGUUACGGUACGGUUGAGGCCAUUGAACAAAAAGGAGCAGUCAGCAAAGGACAAUGUAGCAUGGGAAUGUAUUGAUGAACACUCGAUUGUGUAUAAACCGAUGCCCCAUGAACGUUCACCUCAGCCAACCUCAUUUUUUACUUUUGAUAAAGUUUUUGGUCCAAAUUCCUUGACUGAAACAGUAUAUGAGGAAGGGGUAAAGACCGUGGCUUUGUCUGCUUUAAUGGGGAUCAAUGCAACUAUUUUUGCUUAUGGACAAACUAGCAGUGGGAAGACAUACACAAUGAGAGGAAUUACAGAGAAAGCUGUCAAUGACAUCUACACACACAUAAUGAAUACUCCAGAAAGAGAAUUUAGAAUAAGAAUAUCUGGACUAGAAAUCUACAAUGAAAACGUCAGGGACCUAUUGAAUUCAGACUCUGGCCGCAAUCUCAAACUUCUUGAUGAUCCAGAGAAAGGGACUAUGGUUGAAAAAUUGGUUGAAGAAACAGCAAGCAGUGAUCAACAUCUGAGGCAGUUAAUUAGUAUUUGUGAUGCUCAAAGACAAGUGGGUGAAACUGCUCUUAAUGAUACUAGCUCAAGGUCUCACCAGAUAAUACGACUAACAAUAGAAAGUACCCUUCGUGAGAGUUCAGAUUGUGUGAGGUCUUUUGUAGCAAGUUUGAACUUCGUAGAUUUAGCCGGAAGUGAAAGAGCAUCACAGACAAAUGCAGAUGGCAUCAGGCUUCGGGAAGGAUGCCAUAUUAACCUUAGCUUGAUGACUCUAACAACUGUUAUAAGAAAACUUAGUGUGGGCAAAAGAAGUGGCCAUAUACCCUAUCGAGAUUCAAAACUUACACGCAUUUUGCAGCAUUCACUAGGUGGAAAUGCCCGUACUGCUAUCAUUUGCACUUUGAGUCCUGCUUCUAGUCAUGUUGAGCAAUCCCGCAAUACUCUCUUCUUUGCCACUCGCGCAAAAGAAGUUACAAACAAUGCUCAAGUGAACAUGGUCGUUUCCGACAAACAGCUUGUCAAGCAUUUGCAGAAGGAGGUUGCUAGACUUGAAGCAGAGCUGCGCACACCAGAUGUUUCAUAUGAGAAAGAUUUAAAGAUCCAGCAGAUGGAGAUGGAAAUUGAAGAACUGAAGCGUCAAAGAGACCUUGCACAGUCACAGGUGGAUGAAUUACGCCAUAAACUUCAGGAGGAGGAACAGGUUUUAAAGCCAUCCGGGUCGACUGGUGCAAAGAAGUGUCUCUCCUUCUCUGCCAUAUCGUCUCCAAACCUUGAGCAGAAGGAACCUGUUCGUUGUCAAACAAUGAGAAAUGCAGUGGGGAGGCAGUCGCUAGCUGCUCCUUUCACACUGAUGCAUGAGAUUAGAAAGCUUGAACACCUUCAGGAACAGCUUGGAGAUGAAGCGAAUCGAGCACUGGAAGUACUGCAGAAGGAGGUUGCGUUUCAUAGACUAGGCAACCAAGAUGCUGCAGAAACGAUAGCAAAGCUACAAGCUGAGAUCAGGGAUAUGUGUUCUGUCCGGGCAGCUCCCAAACAACAAGUCGAAGCUGGAAACGAAGUUGCUGUCAACAAAAGUGUCGGUGCUAACCUCAAGGAGGAGAUAGCAAGACUUCAUUCUCAGGGUAGCACAAUUGCUAAUAUUGAGGAGAAGUUGGAGAAUGUUCAAAAGUCAUUAGACAAACUAGUAAUGUCGCUUCCAAGUACCAAUGAUCCAUCAAAAAAGAAGAAACUGCUACCAUUAGCAUCAAGCAACAGCGUGAACAGAUAUCCAUGUUCUCCUCCUCUAUCAGCUACUACCCAAGUACUGGAUCCCGAGAUUGAAAAUAGAGACCCAGAAUUUUAUGAUACUGUGUCCACAGAAACUCUGCCAGUCUCUGAAAAGGAAACCCCGACAAAAAGUGAAGGAAGAGAAGGCACUCCUUAUCGACGUUCUAGCUCUGUCAACAUGAGAAAAAUGCAGAAGAUGUUCCAAGAUGCAGCAGAAGAGAAUAUCAGAAGCAUUAGAGCAUAUGUCACAGAGCUUAAAGAACGCGUUGCCAAGCUGCAGUAUCAGAAGCAACUCCUCGUAUGCCAGGUGCUUGAGCUUGAAGCAAACGAAGCAGCUGGAUACACUUUGGAGAAUGAAGAGAACAUUCCUGAGAUACAAGAGUCCCCAGCUUCAUGGCAUAUAACCUUUAGGGAGCAAAUGCAACAGAUUAUUGACUUAUGGGAUGUUUGCUUUGUCUCAAUUAUACAUAGGUCACAGUUUUAUCUGUUAUUUAAGGGAGACUCUGCUGAUCAGAUAUACAUCGAAGUUGAAAUAAGGCGAUUGACAUGGUUACAACAGCACCUGGCAGAGCUUGGAAAUGCAAGCCCCGCUCAGUUAGGAAACGAGCCUACUGUUUCUUUAUCAUCAAGUAUUAAAGCACUGAGGAGGGAGAAGGAAUUUCUUGCAAAAAGGUUGACACGUUUGACACCCGAGGAAAGAGAUGCACUGUACAUUAAAUGGGAAGUUCCAUUGGAAGGGAAAAAUAGGAGGCUGAACUUCAUUAACAAGCUGUGGACAAAGCCACAGGAUCCAAAGCAUGUACAAGAGAGUGCUGAGAUAGUGGCAAAGCUUGUUGGUUUCUGUGAGAGUGGGAAUAUGUCAAGGGAGAUGUUUGAGCUCAAUUUUGUUAUUCCAAAUGAUAAGAGGUCAUGGUUUAUAGGAUGGGACCAAAUUGCAGACCUUCUUCAUCUAUGAGAAGGUACUAUUCUUCAAGUAAAUUGCAUCUUUACAAGUUUAUUCCAUUCAUUUAUUUUGGUGCAGCAUGUACAAAAAAUGUUUGGAGUCUCCCAAUUUUGGAGUCUCUUGGGGGUUGUGUUCCAGCCCCCUAUUCUAUAUGUUGUGAGUAGUUUACACUAGUAUAACUGGAAUUUGAGGCAUAAUGUUAUGCUCAUUGUCAUUCUGCUGAAUAAA